AUGUGUAAAUGGAGGCGGUUUCUGGGGUUUCCAGUGAGCGUGUCCAAAGGGCACCGUCUUUCUGCAUCCAGCUCUUCUGCAUGGCUUCUGGCCGCGGCUGUUCAAAAGGCGUUGGCUUUGGGAGCCGGGCUGCUAAAGACAAACAGUGCCUAUCAUAUGGCACUUGACGGGAUCAGCAGCAUCCGGGACAGCCAGGCCACAGCCGAGAUGACCUUCUUUGCCGGCCUUCUCUUCUGCCUUCUCAGCAGUCUCCUUUCCAGCUCCUGGGCAGAAGCCCCGCAGGCCAAGGUGCAGGCCAAGUCUCGCUGCCCUUCCGGCGCUUUCUCCUACAAGGAAGGCGUGGCCUGGUUCUGCUACGAGUUCUAUGGAUACCAACUGCCCUUUGAGGAUGCUGAGGCCAUAUGUCAGCAGAGCAGGAGUGGGGGUCACCUGGCGUCCAUCCCCAGUGCGACCCAGAUGCGGCUGAUGGGCGGUUACGUCUCUCAAGUCAACCAGGGGAAGGGUGAGGUGUGGAUCGGGCUACAUCGGCACCAGAACUCAGACAUGGCCCGUGGCUGGCGGUGGACCGAUGGUUCCUUCUUCAGUUACACCAACUGGCUUGGCGGAACACCCAACAAUAUUGGCGGGAGACAGCUCUGCGUCGUCCUCACCCCUGGGUCAGGAUUUAGGAGCUGGGACGAUGCCACCUGCAGCUAUGGGAGGUCUUUCCUCUGCAAGUGGAGAGCACCUUAGUGC
Messenger RNA from Heteronotia binoei (common prickly gecko), 735 nucleotides. Its product is annotated as dromaiocalcin-1-like. The transcript has 6 exons. Bases 1 to 732 code for a protein of 243 amino acids. NCBI's taxonomy places the organism in Eukaryota, Metazoa, Chordata, Lepidosauria, Squamata, Gekkonidae. The record is from RefSeq and is a predicted model, not a curated record. Gene Ontology annotation, molecular function: signaling receptor activity.